Molecule: messenger RNA, 1527 nt
Organism: Daldinia childiae
Lineage: Eukaryota; Fungi; Ascomycota; Sordariomycetes; Xylariales; Hypoxylaceae
Product: Pre-mRNA-splicing factor sap61
Exons: 2
Coding region: 1-1527 (508 amino acids)
Biological process (GO): mRNA splicing, via spliceosome
Cellular component (GO): nucleus; spliceosomal complex
Molecular function (GO): zinc ion binding; RNA binding
Source: RefSeq, a predicted model, not a curated record
AUGCUGUUAGAAGAGCAAAGGUUCUUACAUGAGGACCUCGAACGCCUCGAACAGGGCGUCGCAGAUCGAAUUGGCGAUGAACCUAAACAUAUACGAGACCGUCUAGCGAGAGACCAUCAAAUAGCACAGUUUCUUGAUCGUAUAUCGUCGCAAUCUACCAGACUCCUAACUAUCUAUCGCGAUGUGGAUGGAACGAGAUCACGCGAGGUCCAACAAAUUGGAAGUGGUGAUCCGAUGGAGGAAUUCUAUAAGCAGCUAUCCGAUAUCAAGAGGUUUCAUACCAAGUAUCCCAACGAACCCGUCGAGAAUCUUGAGCGCGCGUACCGACCUAAAAAAGGACCCGAUGCCGAAUCCGAACCCAGCAUUGUAGAUACUCUGUUUACAGGCGAGGAAGCAUUCGGCCGUUUCUUCGAUCUACAUAUCUGCCACGAGAUGUACCUUAAUCUCCCUAACGCGAAAAGAUUAAGUUAUCUCCAAUACCUGGACUCGUUUGAUAACUUCGCGCCUGGUGCUGGCGGGCUAAAGAGAUCCGAGAAGCUGACCGACCAAUACUUCAAAUACGUUAAUCAGCUCGCUCUAGAUCUUGAGGCUUUCAUGAGGAAGACGAGGCCGUUGGAAAAUAUCGACAAGGUGAUUACCGACUUCGAUAAAGAAUUUGAUUCUGCUUGGGAACAGGAUGAAAUUGCGGACUGGAAGGAAGAUGAGAACGGAAAGCCUAGCAGCGCUGCGGCGCAGGCAUCUGCAGCUGAAGCCGUAUGGUGCAGCGAUUGCGAGAGAGGGUUCAAGAAUGAGAACGUAUAUAAGGGCCAUCUUUCCGGCAAGAAACACGUCAGAGCAGCAGCGGAGCGCGCGCAGAGAUUACAAGGCGGGUCUAAAGAGGAUGGAAACGAGCUUCACGAUACCAGCAAUGGAAAUACAGCGAUUCAACGACUAAAAGAGCGCGCCAUCGCAGAAAGGGAAUUCCGAGUAAAGCGCCUCGCUAGUGCGAUGAGUACCGAACGAAGCGACACAAAGGUGAAUGUCGAACGAAAGCAAGGUAUGACAGAGCGUGAAAGACAACAGGAACUAGAAAAUCUGUUCAGCGCUACAGCGGCUGCGUCGAAUCCUAAAGACGCUGAGGAUGGAGAAGACAACGAUGACGAGGAUAAAAUCUACAAUCCGCUUAAGCUACCACUCGCCUGGGAUGGCAAGCCUAUUCCAUUUUGGCUGUACAAGCUUCACGGUCUCGGUGUCGAGUUCCCCUGCGAGAUCUGUGGUAACUUUGUGUAUAUGGGAAGGAGAGCUUUCGACAAGCACUUUAACGAGGCGCGUCAUAUCUACGGCCUGAAAUGUUUAGGAAUCACGAACACGAGCCUCUUCCGAGACAUUAUAGGAAUCGACGAGGCGCUAAGGUUAUGGGAGAAGAUACAAAAGGAAAAGCGCAAGGAUAAGGUAGAUGACGGGAGCGUGGUGCAGAUGGAAGAUGCCGAAGGUAAUGUCAUGCCCGAGAAGGUCUACUAUGAUUUGCAGAAGCAGGGUCUGUUGUAA